GGACGUAUCGGAGGGAAGGGGAAGGGCUGCGUACACACGUCACGGGGAAAUAUAAAUUAGCAGCCGCUAGGUACUAUUUCAUGUCUAUAUCUAUUUAUUGAUACAUUUUCCCACGUGUGUCCUUGAUAUCCUGAGACCCGUUGGAAGUCAUUCGUUCGGGCCACAACAAGAAGAUCCAGCGACCAGUCGCCCACUAGGAAUGAGAAACAAUGUGACUGGUUGGAGACACUGAACUUCCCGUCAGACUGAUAGAGGCUAAAAGGCAACGACGACGUUUGGCUUUUGUCCAGGGCUUUAACGCUAAGGCAGUUUGACAGAGUCGUGGCCAUUGCCCCCUGCUUGGUGAAGAACAGACAUUCUUUUCACGGACAUUGCCUCGCUUCUUUACUGCAGUGCGAGAGGGUGCAACACUGCUCCAGCUGCAGCAGAGAGCCGCCGACGGCUGAAUGAGAGAUAUGCGUUGACCACCAGCAACCUGGCCAGCUGUAUAGCAACCAUCCUGUCAGUUUGACUAUCAUGGAAACCUUGCCUGGAUAAAUCCACCCGAGUACACCUCCCCUCCCCCCGCCCCCUCGGACCUUUGCUCGGACACGACCCUCGGGCGCUGUCCUAACCGGGGGGUGCAAACCAACCCCCGGAUCGAAGCAGUUGCAGGAUUCUUAGGGUUGGUUCCCUGGCCCCUUCCCUGCCCAUCUGUCGCUCUGGCCGACCCGAACCCAGCCCGACCAUGGCAGGGAAUCUGAAGAAAGGUGGGGGGCUCAUCGGUAUGAUGAAGGAUGCGUUCCAGCCACACCACCACCACCUCCAUGCCCACCAUCAGCCGGGCGCCGUGGACAAAAAGACGGUGGAGAAAUGUUGGAAACUGAUGGACAAGGUGGUACGCCUGUGCCAGAACCCAAAGCUGGCUCUGAAGAACAGCCCGCCCUACAUCCUGGACCUGCUGCCAGACACCUACCAGCACCUCCGCACCAUCCUUUCCCGCUAUGAGGGCAAGAUGGAGACGCUGGGGGACAAUGAGUACUUCCGAGUCUUCAUGGAGAACCUGACCAAGAAAACCAAGCAGACCAUCAGCCUGUUUAAAGACGGCAAGGACCGGAUGUACGAGGAGAACUCGCAGCCCCGGCGGAAUCUGACCAAGCUGUCGCUGAUCUUCAGCCACACGCUGGCCGAGCUGAAGGCCAUCUUCCCCAACGGCCUGUUUCAGGGCGACAACUUCCGCAUCACCAAGGCCGACGCCGCUGAGUUCUGGAGGCAAGCCUUCGGAGACAAGACCAUAGUGCCUUGGAAGGUGUUCCGCCAGUCGCUCCACGAGUUCCAUCCCAUCAGCUCGGGCCUGGAGGCCAUGGCCCUCAAGUCCACCAUAGACCUCACCUGCAACGACUACAUCUCCGUCUUCGAGUUUGACAUUUUCACCAGACUGUUUCAGCCGUGGUCGUCCCUGCUACGGAACUGGAACAGCUUGGCGGUGACUCACCCGGGGUACAUGGCCUUCCUCACCUACGACGAGGUCAAAGCGCGGCUGCAGAAGUUCAUCCACAAGCCCGGCAGUUACAUCUUCCGGCUGAGCUGCACGCGGCUCGGCCAGUGGGCCAUCGGGUACGUGACGGCGGACGGCAACAUCCUGCAGACCAUCCCCCACAACAAGCCCCUCUUCCAGGCCCUCAUCGACGGCUUCAGGGAAGGAUUCUAUUUGUUCCCUGAUGGACGGACCCAGAACCCAGAUCUAACAGGGUUGUGCGAGCCUUCCCCUCAGGACCACAUCAAGGUCACUCAGGAGCAAUACGAGCUCUACUGUGAGAUGGGCUCCACCUUCCAGCUGUGCAAGAUCUGUGCGGAGAACGACAAGGACGUGAAGAUAGAGCCGUGCGGACACCUCAUGUGCACCUCCUGCCUCACCGCCUGGCAGGAGUCAGAGGGCCAAGGGACGGGCUGCCCCUUCUGCCGCUGCGAAAUCAAAGGCACGGAGCCCAUCGUGGUGGACCCCUUCGACCCCAAGGACAACGGCGCAGGCUACGGGAUCUCCUACGGGGGCUGCAGGGGCAUGUUCGGGGCCGAGGGGGCGCCCUCGCCCUGCUACGACGAUGACGACGACGACCGGCUUGAGGACCCCCACCUCAUGAUGAGCAAACUGGCCUGCUCCAAGGUGGAGCGUCCUCCCUCCCCCAUGUCCCUCACCCCCCAGGCCUCGCUGCCCCCCGUGCCCCCCAGGCUGGACCUGCUGCAGCACCGGCCGGCCAGCGCCUCUGGAGCCUCCAGCCCCGUGGUCUCCACCAAAGCCGCGACCCACCACAAGGACAAGCCCCUCCCCCCACCCCCAGCGCUGAGGGACCUCCCCCCUCCGCCUCCCCCGGACCGCCCCCACUCUGCCGGGGCGGCCGCCGACGGCCGUCUCGGGAGGAGGCCCUUACCCCACGCCCCCGGGGAGCCAGCGUCCCGGGACAAGCAUCCCCCGACGCCCCCCAACCGUCCGCUUGCCGACUGGGGCUCCCGGUCGGUCCCCAAGCCCCCGGCCACCGCCUCUCCCUCGUCCUCCUCCGCCUCCUCCUCCUCCUCCUCCUCCUCUUCUUCGUCCUCCACUUCCUCCUCCUCCUCUUCCUCCUCCUCCAACCAGGCCUCGGGUCUCGGAGGGGAGAUCCGAGGGGGUGGGAUCCGGGAGCUCUCCAACAGGCACUCCCUCCCCCUGGCCUUGCCUUCCGCCCUGGACGCCACCGCCGCCAGCAGCCCCCCAUUGAGGAACAGCAGCACCAUCAGCCUGGACCACCAGCUGCCGUUUGUCCCUGCUGCGGGGGACAGCUCCAAGGUGAAGCCCUCGGCCUCCGCCAACGCCAUCUACUCCCUGGCCACCAGACCGUCGACGCUGCCGCGAGCGCUCCCCUGCGAGAGCGACGAGGAGUCGGCCUACAUGGUACCGUCCUCCCGGCCCGUCCACCUCCCCCCCGCCACUCCGGCCCCGCUCACGGCGGCAAAAACGCCCCCCACUGCCAGGGCCCCGCAGCCCGCGGGCCCCCUGCAGACCGCCCCCGCGGCAUACGCCUUCAACCCACGGCACGCGUUCAGUGACGACAUCCAGGACCGACCCCAGAUGUACCAGGGCAUGUAUAACGUCCACGCCCAGGCACUCACAGCCUCCCUGCCUCAGCUGGCCAGAGUCUCAGACUACUCUGAGCUGCCUGCCCUGGCCCUGAGCCAAAGCGCCCAGGUCCUGACGGUGGCGAACGGCCGGGAGACGGAGGAGGUGGUGGGGGUGGAGGAGGAGGAGGCGCUGUACGAUAUCCCCCGGUCGGCGGCCACCUCUCGACAGCCCCCCGCGGAGAAGGGGGCGGCUUCAUCCACCUCGUCGUCCACUACCUCGGGCUCCUCAUCCAGGCUGGUGUUCAGCGACCUGUCCUUGGACAUCGAGUCUCGGGCAGCCACACCCUUAAGCGACCCAGCGGCGGCCCCCGAGAGACCGCCCAAGCCCCUGCCCAGACGCUUCAACUCGGAGCGCCGAGCCAGCCCGGCCCGGCCGGCCCCUGGGCCCCUCACGGGCGGGGCUACGGGGGGGGGAGCAGACCCAGUGAUCAGCGGUGAGAUCAAACACCUGAUCAGCCAGGGCUACUCCUCCCAGGACAUCCAGAAGGCGCUGAUGAUCGCCCAGAACAACGUGGAGAUGGCCAGGAACAUCUUGCGGGAGUUUGUCUCCGUUCCCGCCAACGCGCACAUGCUCACAUAGCGCCCCCCCCACCCCACCUCCUCCCCCGACCGCUGGAGGCUCUUGAAGACUCCCGGUCCAGUCCUUCGCUUGGCUCAGCUUUUGGGGAAGGGGAGGUUGAGGGUGGGUCCUGGCUUGGCCCCUAACCCUCAGACCCUGACUCUAGCUUGAAACUGUGUGUGUGUGUGUGUGUGUGUGUGUGUGUGUGUGUGUGUGUGUGUGUGUGUGUGUGUGUGUGUGUGUGUGUGUGUGUGUGUGUGUGUGUGUGUGUGUGUGUGUGUGUGUGUGUGUGUCCACACGUGCAGCGCGUCACACGACGGAUUCAUGCGUUCCCUGUUGACAUCCUCCCAGGGGGGGGGGGGGGGAAAGGAGAUCACCAACGACUUUUACAAACGACAAAACAAUUAAAAAACACAAUGUAUGUAUCUAUAUGAGAAUUUAAUAUAUGAGUAAAUAUAUAUUGAACGUGUGUAAUUUAUACGUGCAUAUACAGUGUGUGAGCGAGGCUGUGGUGCGGCCAGGUGAUCCGCUGUGGGGCGUGCAGGUUGAAAGGUGCCUGUUCAGAGGGAUGACAGUACCUGGGAGCAGGAGGGGUGGCGGGCACGCUGUCUGACCGCCGUCUGAGCGGCAGCAGCCUGAUGCACAACGCUCUGCCGAGGGGCUCUGCUGAAUGACUUCCAAGUGUAAUAUUAUGGCCUUCACUUCACAAUGUUGCUUUGGUGCAUUGUUCUGAAGGAAAUCAUUUUCAUCAUUUUGUUUCUCCCCCGACGGGAUUGUUCGUUUGGGGUUCUGUAUUGUUUUCUGGCAGCCUUAGUCUUUCGUGUGUGUGUGUGUGUGUGUGUCUGCGUGUGUGUGUUUUGUGCGUGUGCGCGCGUAUGUCUGUGUGUGUGUGCGCCUGUGUACUUGGCAGCGGAGGAAUUUGGUUGGUUGCCCGACCUGAAUACCUGUUCUCAAACUAACGUUGACUUGACAUGAUUGUGUAUUCACUGUGCAGUAGAACAUAGUGUUCUGUUCUUCUUUUGAAAUCUUCAUUGACUCCUAUGGAAGAGGCGGAUCUACUUAGAAGACCUGCCAGCCGUUGGAACCUGCUUGGUUUACUUUCUGUUGACGGCAUCGGCUGUAACACUCCCAUCUCUUUAACUUCUGAUUGGUCGACGUGUUGAGAAUCUGUAACCGUGGCCCAUUCUAAAUAUUUGUGAAACCAACAAACAAUGUCUUUGAUUUACUUUGAUAAUAUAUUACUGUAAUCAUAAAUAUUAUUAUAUUAUUUUAAUGAAUUCAGAAGUGCUUCACUGCUGCUACGAUUGUUAGUGCUAAACAAUUAAGCCUUAAAUGUACAUUUGUGAAUAGAUGUUAAACGGUCUCUCUGCUCUUUAAAGUGACAAUAUCGAUGCUAGUGCUCUAGUCUGUAAUGUAGCAUUACAUUACAGUAGUUACAUCCUACUUGAACUUCCAAACAGCUUGUGAAGCUGCAGUCCUCGCAAGCUGAUGAACUCUUCAGUAGCUCCUUUUUGCCUUAUUAUUUCUUUUUUUGGGCUUUAUGUCUAGCACCUGGAUAUAGAAAUCAUAAACCAGAUGGAAACUGAAAUUACCGAAAGUAUAUUUUUGUGACGUCUGUUCCGGUGUAGCGCGUCUUCUGAAACGUCCCUCUGCUCGAGGUUCGGUGACCAGAGCGGUGGUCAAGUGAGCUAAUGGGUUUGCUGGCCCCUCCCCACCCCUCUAUGCUACACGGAAAAUCAGUAUUUCGGGCCAACUGUAAGAACUAACUCAGGGAUUAUCUAUAUCCAAACAAGUGUCUUUUUGCAUCCCGUCUGCGUUAGCGGAGACAUGACCCCCGUCUCCAGGUGACGUUGGAUGAGUCAAUCCCCGCACAACCGCUGGCUCCCAGGCGAACAAUAUCCCGUUGAUAGUUACCCAAGCAACCUUCAUGCUUUUAUUGAGUUCAAGGGCAUCUUUUAUUUUUGUUUUUGUUUAUUUGUCACAUUGCGACUUGCACAUUUUACUUAUUUCCAUUGUCAAGGGCAGGACUGGAGACGGGUACUAUGAAUGAAUGAAUGAACAGAGGUAUUGACCGCACCUCUCCCAGCAUAUGAAGAAUGUUGUCAGUGGGCGUGUGAAUGAUGUCUCUCAUCAGGCCAUGGUUAUCAUUACGAUAUAUAUUUUUUAACUGUACUUCUGUCUUCUGACUGGAACGUACCUCUUUGUGUGGUCCUUCUGUUCAUAGUUGCCUUGAGAAACGGAGCGAGAGGAGCGGUAGAGCUGAAUGAGUGAUGGAUGAGUGGGACGGGAGAACUCCUGGGAUCAUGAUUACUGUACCGAUGUUGUGUUGAUGUUCUGAUAAAAUAUUGAUAGAUCUACUUUUUCUUUUUUCCAACAGCGCACCUUUGUGCUGUCAUACUGUCACUCUAAAGAGGGAAAAAAAUGUAUAAAGUUACUGAGAUGAAAGAAGUGGCUGUUUUUAUUGUUGUUUUUUGCAUUCCUGUCGAAGAAAUCUAAUUAUUUUGAUCCAAAGGUUUUGUUUACUCCUGUAUAUAUUGAUGUGAGCAGUGCCAUAUGUUCAGACUUGGUAGAGGGGGGGUCCUGUCGACCCUUUCAGUAAAAUUCCCAUUCCACGGUCACCUGUUGAGCCGUCAAGGCCACCAUCUGCCAGCUUCUCUGCUAAUGGCUACUCUGCUAGCUGCAGCGCUAUAACCCGGACAGCCCUCAGGAACCCUUAGUGAUCAUAAUUUAAAAACGUAAUUGGAAGCGGGAACCAAGCGCUCCUGAGGGGCUUUGGCUGGAGGGCUGGAGGGCUGUGCAGCAGCCGUCCUUUCAAUUGAGGUCAAUGGAAAACUUUUACCAAAAGAGGGCGCUAUUGGUCCACGUUGCCAUGUUUCUUGUCAACAGUAUACGGCAUUUAAUUAACUUUUUGAUGUUUUUUAAAUGCUCAUAUCACCUUGGAAGUAUGCACAGUGCUGUUAAUAAAAUGAUAUGCAAAAAAAAAACAGAA
Messenger RNA from Gadus chalcogrammus (walleye pollock), 6680 nucleotides. RefSeq names its product Cbl proto-oncogene, E3 ubiquitin protein ligase (gene cbl). Gene Ontology annotation, molecular function: receptor tyrosine kinase binding; ubiquitin protein ligase activity; phosphotyrosine residue binding. The transcript is spliced from 17 exons. Bases 728 to 3712 code for a protein of 994 amino acids. Gene Ontology annotation, biological process: cell surface receptor signaling pathway; negative regulation of epidermal growth factor-activated receptor activity. The record is from RefSeq and is a predicted model, not a curated record. Gene Ontology annotation, cellular component: plasma membrane; membrane raft. Lineage: Eukaryota; Metazoa; Chordata; Actinopteri; Gadiformes; Gadidae.